Molecule: messenger RNA, 2953 nt
Organism: Nerophis lumbriciformis (worm pipefish)
Lineage: Eukaryota; Metazoa; Chordata; Actinopteri; Syngnathiformes; Syngnathidae
Gene: ora2
Product: olfactory receptor class A related 2
Biological process (GO): G protein-coupled receptor signaling pathway
Cellular component (GO): membrane
Molecular function (GO): pheromone receptor activity
Source: RefSeq, a predicted model, not a curated record
CUUCCAACUUGAUGGACUCUUGUCUGCACUCGCCCAGGAAUGCCGUCGGAGGAGUUUGUGCGUGGGAUGUUGUAUUUAUCCCUGACUGUGGUGGGCAUCCCUGGCAACACCGCCAUCGUCGUGGCCUUCCUCUCUGUCUUGCACCGGGACAAGCGCCUCCUCGCCGCUGAUGCCAUUGUGCUGCACUUGUCUUGCGUCAACCUGGUGGUUGUGGCCGUGCGUUGCCUGCUGGAGACGCUGGCGUCCCUCCGCCUGGCCGACAUCUUCAGCGAGGCCGCCUGCAAGGGUGUCAUCUUCGUCUACCGGACGUCCCGCUCGCUCUCCAUCUGGCUCACCUUCGUCCUCAGCGCCUACCAGUGCCUGAGCAUCGCCCCUCCCGGGUCACGCUGGGCAUCCUUCCGAUCUUUGCUGGGCCGCUACUUGUGGGUGGUGUUCCUGGCCCUCUGGCUGAUCAACACGUGCAUGACCUCGGCCGCCGUUCUCUUCUCCCUCAGCGCCAAGAACGUGUCGCUGUCCGCCAACCACGGCAUCAAUGUGCAGUUCUGCUACGUCAACUUCCCCUCCAAGCUCUCCAAAGAGGCCAACGGGGCAGCGCAGGUGGGCAGAGACGUGGUGCCCAUGAUGCUCAUGACGCUCGCCAGCCUCAUCAUCCUGCAUUUCCUUUACAAGCACAGCCAGCAGCUCAAGGGCCUUCGUGGCGCAGGCGGAGGAAGAGGCGGCGGCUGCAGCUCGGAGCGACGGGCAGCCAAAGCCGUGGUGGCCCUGGUGACUUUGUACGUGGUCCUCUACGGCGUGGACAACGGAAUCUGGGUGUACACCCUCACAGUGAGAAAAACCAUGAGCAAGUCGCUUUUUUCCGACCUGCGUAUAUUCUUCUCCUCGCUGUACUGCGCGCUGAGCCCGGUCGUCAUCAUCGCGUCCAACAGGAAGGUGAACGGCCGACUUCGGUGCGCCGUGCAGUCCAAAGUCAUCAAGGAGGGAGCGACCACUCUUUCCACUCUCUAGUGACCAGAAUUUUGUACAAACUUAAAACUAAUAUAGUUCAAUUAUAACGUUGCAUAAAUCAAAUUAAGAAUGACUACCAAGGUCACUUCUCAAAAGUAAACCUAGCUUAGAACACAGACGUCAUAAUGCCAUCAAAGCUCACCUUUAAACAUUCACACCCAGCCCAAACAAGGAUGAGGCGAAAGGUAAAAAUAUAUCUAUUUCUGGCAGUAUGGGAGGGGGGACUUACGUGCAAGUUUUACUUUUGCAUCUAAAUGCCCAUAACUGGGCCCUCAAUUAAAGUUAGAAACAGACUUUUCUAGUUUCAAAGACAGGGGUGGACUUAACUCCUAUAGGAGAUGCACUAAUAAUAAUGUAAUUAAAAUAAAAAUGUUAAUCUAUUUGUGGAAGCAUGGGGGGAACUUACAUGCAAGUUUUGCUUUUGCAUCUAAAUGCCCAUAACUGUGAUGCUGUCAUGUCUGUGUAAUCAUGUUUUGUUUUAGUCAUGUUUUGUUUUGUUUCGUUAUUGGACUCUUUAGUUUCUGGCUUUUCACUCCCUUGUCUUGUUUCCAUGUUUACCCAUUAGUUUCACCUGUUCCACGUUUGGACUCAUUGUGCACUCUUGUUUGUCACCAUAGCAACCCAUUCGUUUUCACCUGUCACGUCACACACCUGUUUCACGUUUUGAGUCACGCACCUGUUUUCGUUAAUCAUGUCUGUAGUAUUUAAGUUCAUUGUUUUCAGUUUGUCUUUCUGGUGACAUCCCGGAUUCAUACCCCUGUCACACUUUUACCUCUGCGCACUUCAUAGUCCAUGCCAAGUAAGUUUUUUUGUUUAUUAAUGCCACAGUUAGUGUUUUUGUUUAAUUGUUCACAGUUUUUUGCCCACGUGCAAGUAUUUUUGUUUCGUUAGUCAAGUUUGUACAUCCGCCUUGAGCGCGCUUUUUGUUCCUUUGAGUGUUAUAAAUAAAUAUGUAUUCACCUUCACGCCAUGACCAGUCCAGCUUUACUUGCAUCUCGGGAAAACAAACACACCAUAGUCCACGUCUUGACAGAGAGCUUCGCCGCCUGACGCGCCACGCCGAGCUUCGCCGAGCUUCGCCGCCUGACUCACCACGCCGAGCUUCCACGCCUGCCACGAUGACGACGCGCCUACCUUCUCGUCAGCCACGGAUAUGGCCGCUACCUAGUCGUCCGCCACGCCAAGUGCGCCCACCUCCUCGUCGGCCACGGAUGUGGCCCGUCCCGGGUCGCCCACCUCACCUGCUGCAGCGGCGUUCCACUCGCCGCCGCCACAUGACUAUGCCUCGGUGGAUUCAGGGCCACUUGGUCUGGCGACCCACCGCCAUGUCCCCCUCCCGCCCUCCCAUGACUGUUGUUAAUUUUAUUUCUUUUGGACAUCUGGGAUCCGUCCGUAAGGUGGGGUUCUGUCAUGUCUGUGUAAUCAUGUUUUGUUUUAGUCAUGUUUUGUUUUGUUUAGUUAUUGGACUCUUUAGUUUCUGGCUUUUCAUUCCCUUGUCUUGUUUCCAUGUUUACCCAUUAGUUUCACCUGUUCCACAUUUGGACUCAUUGUGCACUCUUGUUUGUCACCAUAGCAACCCAUUAGUUUUCACCUGUCACGUCACGCACCUGUUUCACGUUUUGAGUCACGCACCUGUUUUCGUUAAUCAUGUCUGUAGUAUUUAAGUUCAUUGUUUUCAGUUUGUCUUUCUGGUGACAUUCCGGAUUCAUACCCCUGUCACACUUUUACCUCUGCGCACUUCAUAGUCCAUGCCAAGUAAGUUUUUUGUUUAUUAAUGCCACAGUUAGUGUUUUUGUUUAUUAAUGCCACAGUUAGUGUUUUUGUUUAAUUGUUCACAGUUUUUUGCCCACGUGCAAGUAUUUUUGUUUCGUUAGUCAAGUUUGUACAUCCGCCUUGAGCGCGCUUUUUGUUCCUUUGAGUGUUAUAAAUAAAUAUGUAUUCACCUUCA